GCACCAACCAACUAACUUCCCGAGAUGGGGGGGACGGGACUGGGACUCACCGGGCACCUGCUCCUCGGCCUCCCCCAUGACAGGCUCGAGGGGGAGGUGCCUAAGAGAUAGAUGGACCCGCGAGCAGCCGGGAUCCCGGAAGUAAACAAACCCCUGCCACUAGCAACAGAGGGCUGAAGCAGCGACCAUAGAGAGUAGCUUGCAUGUCGAGGUUCCUAUUCAAUGCCGCAACUGCGAACAAGAUCAGCAAGCUUCCCGUGCAAUGCAUUCGAUAUAGGCAUGGGCAACCACCUACUCAGAUUGUCACUCAGUUGAAAGCUCAUGACUUUCUGACCCUACAAAAUUAUACAACUGAAGAAAUGAAGUAUUUGCUGUGGGUGGCAGCAGAUUUGAAAGAAAGAAUCAAAUGUAAAGGAGAGUAUUUGCCUUUGCUACAAGGAAAAUCAUUAGCCAUGAUUUUUGAGAAAAGAAGCACAAGGACUAGAUUAUCUACAGAGACAGGAUUUGCUCUCCUUGGAGGACAUCCCUGUUUCCUCACAACACAAGAUAUUCAUCUGGGCAUUAACGAAAACAUCACUGACACAGCACGGGUGUUGUCAACCAUGACAGAUGCAAUCCUGGCACGAGUUUACAAUCACAUUGAUCUGGAGGUGUUGGCGCAAGAGGCCACAAUUCCAGUGAUUAAUGGACUGUCUGAUUCUGACCAUCCCCUGCAGAUUUUAGCUGAUUACCUUACACUUCAGGAACACUAUGGGUCUUUGCAUGGAUUGACCCUAAGCUGGAUAGGUGAUGGAAAUAAUGUCCUAAACUCUAUUAUGCUGAGUGCUGCUAAAUUUGGGAUGAAUCUGCAUGUUGCCACUCCAAAGGGUUUUGAGCCAGAUCCCACAGUCACCAAAAUAGCGGUAGAGGAUUCCAUAAAGCACCACACCAAAUUGCUUCUCACAAGUGACCCUUCUGAAGCUGCCAAAGGAGCCAACGUUUUAAUCACAGACACAUGGAUAAGCAUGGGGCAGGAAGAAGAAAAAGAAAAGAGAAUGAGGGCUUUCCAGGGUUAUCAGAUCACAAUGAAGACUGCAAAAGUGGCUGCUGCUGAUUGGACAUUUUUACACUGCUUGCCCAGAAAGCCAGAAGAAGUUGAUGAUGAAGUGUUUUAUUCGCCACAGUCGCUGGUUUUUCAAGAGACUGAAAAUAGGAAGUGGACAGUUAUGGCUGUCAUGGUGUCCCUGCUGACAGAUUACUCACCACAGCUGCAGAAGCCUACAUUUUGAUUGUUGGGUUUCUGACAAGAGAAAAGAUUCCUCACCAGCAUGCACCAUUCUGGUCCAUGAAGUCUCUCUUUCUCUCUCAAAAGCAAGAUAAAAGCAAACCCAGAAAUUUCUACAAUAUUUUCAUUCUACAUCUGUUCCAUCUCUUAAGUUCUCCAGCUGCAUUUCAUCUUCUACUUGUUUUUUGUUCUCCAUAUUGAUUAGUCUUCGAAAACAGUUACAGUUCAUCAGUCAAAAUGUAGGCAAUGGUUUGACACUGCAAUAGUAGAAUUGAUCUCAUAAAUGUGUCUUGGAGCUGCGUACAAUGAAAAUCACUGCAGCUUUCUCAAAAGUUGUCAUAUUUUCCUGCUGAUCUUAUGUAUGUGUGUGUGAGAGAGUACCUUUUCUUCUGAACAACGUGUGCAUGUUUCAGAUCCAUUUUGUCAGUACCAAUUACACUACUUCCUCAUGUGAGCAGGGCUGGCACCAGGCAUGACUGGGCCCUUGGGCAACAGCCCGCCCUGGGCCCACGGUGCUGUAGCCCAGCACCACCCCCCAUGCAGGUGGCACAGGGCUAAUAAGCCUGCUGGCGUGCCUCACCUACCUCUCGUGUUGUGUGAAUGACACCUGCCAUCAAUCAAGAUGACUGUAGAACAUCAGCCUCUUAGGAAGCCCCUGCCACCAUCUUGAAUGACGGCAGGCACGCACACACAGCGUGCAUGGCAUUCACACUGAUGGGAGAGGCAAAUGAGGCAUGCAGGCAGGCUUAUUGAAGCCCGCAUUGUCUGUAUUGGGGGGUGCCUGGGAGCCAUCUUUCUGUGAUCAGCAGCAGGGUAAGGUUGCAAGACCCAAUGCUGCCGUGGAUCAUAGAAUGGGAACAUAACCCUCCCACCCUAAGGAGGGGCCCCUUUGGACUGCAGGGGCCCUCAGCUAGGGAUCAGCCUGGCCACCCUCUGGUGCCGGCCCUGCAUGUGAGAUUAGACAGGACAUGAGUUUGGUUAAUAUUUGUUCCUUUUUUAUUUUCCCCCCCUUUUUGAGUGAGUUCUGUGCCUUUUGUAUUUUCUGUACUUGUU
Rhineura floridana is the source of this 2317-nucleotide messenger RNA. It is a transcript of the gene OTC, whose product is annotated as ornithine transcarbamylase. The record is from RefSeq and is a predicted model, not a curated record. Lineage: Eukaryota; Metazoa; Chordata; Lepidosauria; Squamata; Rhineuridae. Bases 204 to 1268 code for a protein of 354 amino acids. Gene Ontology annotation, cellular component: mitochondrion. Gene Ontology annotation, biological process: L-citrulline biosynthetic process. The transcript has 11 exons. Gene Ontology annotation, molecular function: ornithine carbamoyltransferase activity; amino acid binding.